Molecule: messenger RNA, 609 nt
Organism: Lachancea lanzarotensis
Lineage: Eukaryota; Fungi; Ascomycota; Saccharomycetes; Saccharomycetales; Saccharomycetaceae
Gene: DUO1
Product: LALA0S07e00474g1_1
Exons: 1
Coding region: 1-609 (202 amino acids)
Biological process (GO): mitotic cell cycle
Cellular component (GO): DASH complex; mitotic spindle
Source: RefSeq, a predicted model, not a curated record
AUGCGUUCGAAUCUCAGUAUAGGGCCAUCUGGAAGAAAACUGAUAAAACCCUUCGUUUCUGCAGCAGCAACGCCUUCCAGUAUGACAGCCCAAUCGCUUUUGGAAGAAAGCAAGUGUUUGGACGAAAUAAUUCCCGUUAUUCAGACUUUAGAAGCGUCUUUAAGCUCGGCAGGGCCUCAGCACCUCAAACGAAUUCGAGAAACCUGCGAAUCCUCAAAUAAAGUACUGGAUACAUGGAUAAGAAUUCAAUCCCAGGCCGGAUACGCAUACGAACUUAUGAGUGAAGAACCAUAUCUGGAUUUCAUUACGGCUGCUCAGCAGGAUCAAACUUUAACGCCGCAAGCUUUUUUGGAACGGAAACAAGGUCAAGUAACUGAACUGAGGAGAGUCUUGGAAGAAAAGAAGAGCUCUCAGGAAAAGACACAACUCGAGGAAAAACAGCGGCAAUUAAUCAAUAACUCAUCAAUAAAACGUCCAAAAAGAUUCGGCACCACAAAUCGCACCCCUGCAACAAGAGGUACCAUGAAGAAACCCAGUGGGAUUCCAAGAAGCACAUCCAGGAUAACAAAGUCAAAUCCGGGAAGUAGGCCCUCUGCCAACCGUUUUUAA